GGCAUGUGUGUUUUGAGUUUCCUUUAACUUUGUUGUUGUGAAUGUUUCAUAUAAAUAAAGAUGUUACGACAUUGUAGCCGAAUCGGAAUUGAAUAUUUUCAAUUAAAUUUUAAUAAAUGUUCGGUCCGUCACAUGGCUGGACAUUCAAAGUGGGCAAAUAUAAAACAUAUAAAAGCCCAGAAGGACGGAUUGCGAGCAGCCCUAUUCACAAAGAUUGCUAGGCAACUGCGAUUGGCUGUGCAGGAAGGUAAAUCCGCGGACCCUGCUGUGAACUCUCUCCUACGAUCAGAAAUAGAUAAUGCGCUGAAGAAGAAUAUGCCAAUCGGAACAAUACAGAACACAAUAAAGAAAUGCCAGCAUAACAAGGCACAAUUGAAAAAACAUCGACUCGACAUAAGAUUCAAAAGAAAUGUUUAUAUGAUUUGUACCAUUUAUACUGACAACAUGGCUGCCGUUAAGAUGGAUGCAACCGCAACGAUAAAAAAGGCUGGUGGUUCAUUUGUGGAUGUGAGCCAUAUGUUUCAAGAUUUUGGCCUUAUCCAAACUCGUUACACUUCAGAGUUAGACAAAAAUCAGCCCAGCUUAGAAGAAAAAGUAACUGCAGAUGCCAUUCAGUUUGGAGCAGAAGACGUAGAAAUUGUUGAUGUAACAAAUGCUGCGGUAAAUUUUUUUUGCAGUCCUGUUAUUUUGAGUGGCCUAAGCAGGACAUUGGAGCAAAAUGGAUACAGCAUUGAAAAUAGCGAACAUGUAUUUACACCAAACAGCCUUGUGGUGCUAGCUGAAGAUGAACAGAAAGCAUAUGAUGCAUUUGUACAAAAACUACGGCUUGUUCCUGGCCUGGAAGACAUUUAUGACAACGUGGAGUAAAGUCAUAGCAUAUUUAAAUAUAUAUAUAUAUAUAUGUGUACUUGCAAAUAUUCUAUGUUAUGUCAUGUGUAUUUAAAGAUGGGUGAGAAAUAUGUUAUAAAUUUAAAAACUAUUUAAAUUUAUUGAGCCUACUGAUAAUAUAACAACAUUUAUGCAAUAAAA
Molecule: messenger RNA, 1029 nt
Organism: Drosophila novamexicana
Lineage: Eukaryota; Metazoa; Arthropoda; Insecta; Diptera; Drosophilidae
Product: probable transcriptional regulatory protein Cagg_2594
Exons: 4
Coding region: 61-867 (268 amino acids)
Cellular component (GO): mitochondrion
Source: RefSeq, a predicted model, not a curated record